AUGUCUAGUCUUGCCGCUACCCGGCGCAUGAUUCGUCAAUUUCUUGAUCAUCAGAUCCCGGCCAAAGACCUGGAAAGGAUCCUAGAGGCUCCUGAGAAGCCCGAGCCCCUCGAAGUGACCUCGUUAAGUCUGACAGACGUUCAGAAUAUCCUUGGUCUCACUUUGGUUGUGGAUGAUGAUUUCGACUCGGUUACGCCUAUUCCCGUCCCGCAAGAUCUUACUGCGGAAACGAAGCAAGCAUCCGCCUGCAAGCUUAACCUCCUCCUUGUCUGCGCUCACGAUCUAGUAUCGUCGUCUUUAAGCAAAUCCGCGAGACCCUUGAACAUUCAGAUGGAACGUACAUGGGCGUAUAGCCCUGUGAAAUGGAAGGGGAAGACACGAAUGCUAUCAGGGCGUCCCGACUAUGGUAUUUGGUAUGGAGAGGAGGAAGACCUAGACUUGAACGUUGUUAUUAUGGAGGCCAAGAGACCGAACAGUGGUACUGAACGUGUUCCGCAGGCGCUGGCAUAUAUGGGGUGCGUCCAUAAGCAGCGUAAAGAUUUUGGGAAAGCAGAUGCCACUGUCUACGGCAUCUCUACCGAUGCCAUGAACUUUACGUUCAUGAAGCUAGAUAAUGAGUCUCAAUGGUCGUUCAAGCUAGUCGGCGUUGUUGGAAACGGCUUCGAACAAGUCCUUGGUCUGCUAGUCUACCUAAUGACGAAAGCGGCCUUAAUGUCACCUGCUUCCUCCAAACGUACAUCUCGACGGACACAACAAGGAUCAGGAGAGUCUGACCUAACUUUCAACCAUGACCCUGAGACAUGGCCAAGACAUUCGACAUCUAACUCUCCGCUCGCUACGCGAAAGAUUGGCGUCGUUCCACAAGACUCUAUCAUGUUCAACGCGUCCAUCCCUGAAAACCUUCCUUACGCUCGACCAUCGGCUAUAGAUGAGGAGAUCCAAGAUGCAUAUCGAGCUGCGGCUAUCCUCGAGAACGUUUUGGCUUCCGUAAAUGGGUACAACAUUACGGUUGGAGAAAUAGUGUCAAGCUAUCUAGUGGAGAACCAUAUCGGAUUGCCAUUGCUCGAGUCUUGA
Molecule: messenger RNA, 1074 nt
Organism: Penicillium griseofulvum
Lineage: Eukaryota; Fungi; Ascomycota; Eurotiomycetes; Eurotiales; Aspergillaceae
Exons: 5
Coding region: 1-1074 (357 amino acids)
Source: RefSeq, a predicted model, not a curated record